AUGCAGAUGUCUGAUCGUGAUUUCUACAGGGCCCCAGAAGUCGGACAGGUGCACAGUACUUUGGAGGUAGGGCAUCAACCUGAUCCGCCCCAGAUUUAUAGUACUUUGGAGUCCCGACAGCCCGAUUUCUCACUAUUCGACACAUACAAGCAAUCGACUACCGUGUUACCUCAACCUGAGAUCUCUGAUGCCUCGCUCGAUACACCAAGCAAUAUAGAGAGCGAUAAUCAUACCACACUCGUCCGGGAAGGUCGUGGCCCACGCAAAAGAGCUAUCUGGAUCCUCGUAGCACUGGGCAUUGUCAUCAUAAGUGCCGCUGCUGCAAUAGGUGGUGGUAUUGGAAGUACCCGUACAAGCCAUCGCUCGGUCAGCUCAGGUUCUUUGAGUGAUCAAGCGCCUUCGUCAACAAUGACCAAAAUGAGCUCAUCGGCAAAGUCGUCGUCAACCAUUAUUUCUAGUGUCUCAAUCCCGACCAUGUCGACCGCGUCUUCCUUUCCCACGCCAGCAGCAAAGCUUAACACUACACUACUCAACACCACAAAACUUGCCUCUGUAGUUUGGAAUAUCAAUGGCGUGACAGAAUAUCGAAUGUGGUAUCAGACGGAAGACAACAUGAUUAGGGAGGUUGGGAAGAAUGACACGGGAAAUCAGUGGUAUACAUCCGGCCAAUCGCAUGGACCGGCGAAACGUGGCUCGCCAAUCGCAGCUUCCUACACGGGUCCUCCGGAUUGGCCGAUCGAAAUUAGCCUAUUCUACCUUUCUGAGGAUGGUAGUAUAAUCUUUACGAAAUUCGAGGAGAAGGACCAGUCCUGGAGUCCGAGCAGCCUCAGUGAGAUCCCUGCCGAUGGUUCAAAUUUAGCUACACUCUGGUUUAGACACGAUGAAUGUAACGAUUGCUCGAACGAUCUCCUGCUUGUGUGCCAAAAUAGCGACGAUAAGUUAGCAUUAUUCAACUCGACCGCUAACGCGGGGCCUCAAUGGAUAACAUUAGACGCCUAUCCAAUGCCAGGAACAGGAUUGGCUUUCAACCUCGUGCAUGGAACAUACGAUACGGGAGGUUUGUUUGUGGUUUAUCAGACCGCUAAUCAAGCACUCUGCUCAGCCAGCUUCAAUAAAUCCCAGGGCUGGACUGUCAACGAAGGCAACCCUAUUUCCGAACUAUCUACACAGGCACCCCUCGCCGGCUUUACCUGGAAUGUAUCCGGAGCUGAGUAUUUGGACAUUGUGAGCACAGGCCCAAGCGGUGUUACUGUCAAUUACUUCAAUUUCACGAACGGCGACUGGACCUCAGUACCGAGUUCUGGAGUCUUGGCCCAGGUCCAAAACUACUCCUCCAUUGCUGCCAACGCUGCGUCGCACAUCUAUGCUUUCCAGGAUGGGAGUGUGAAGGAGUAUCAACUUGCACCAGCCGGUAGCUUGAAUUGA
Molecule: messenger RNA, 1425 nt
Organism: Letharia lupina
Lineage: Eukaryota; Fungi; Ascomycota; Lecanoromycetes; Lecanorales; Parmeliaceae
Exons: 3
Coding region: 1-1425 (474 amino acids)
Source: RefSeq, a predicted model, not a curated record